CAUCCCACUGCAUUCAUGAUGAUCUCUGCAGAUUUCAACCACGUCUCUGUUUCCGCUACAUUUUCAACUUUGCAACCGUUGUUCGUGAACCGUUUGAAGUCCAUGGAUGGUUUUGGUCUCUUUUGAAAGGACAGACUGAGCCCAUUGUUGGAUAAGUGGGGGUGCAACCAUGUUGAAGCGGCGUAUACUGAAAGUUAGGAAUGCUCUGGUGCGAGAGUGUAUGGCUGAGCUCUUGGGAACGUUCAUCUUGCUGCUCUUUGGCUGCUCUGCUGCAGCGCAGGUAAAAACCAGCAAAGAAACCAAAGGCCAGUACUUGUCCGUCAACAUGGCCUUCUCUGUGGGCGUGAUGUCGGCCAUGUACCUCACCAAGGGCAUUACAGGUGCCCACCUGAAUCCAGCGGUGACUUUGAGUUUCUGUGUUUUGGGGCAGGUGAGAUGGAGCAGACUGGUGCCCUACUGCCUCUCUCAGGUUCUGGGGGCUUAUUUGGCAUCAGGGCUCGUCUACUUGGUCUACUAUGAUGCUAUAAUGCAUUUUAGUGGAGGAGAGUUGACUGUUUAUGGCCCAAAUGAGACAGCAUCUAUAUUUGCGACGUAUCCUGCACCAUAUAUUUCUUUGACCAGGAGUUUCCUCGAUCAAGUAGUGGGCACUGGCAUGCUGAUGCUGUGUAUCCUGUGCUUGGAUGAAAAGAGGAACACCCCUGCUCCCUCCGAGUUGAUCCCUGCUAUAGUUGCGGUUAUCGUCCUCGGGAUCUCCAUGUCCAUGUCAGCCAACUGUGGCGCUGCAAUAAAUCCUGCUCGUGACCUGGGCCCACGCCUCUUUACACUCACAGCAGGCUGGGGCACUGAAGUAUUCACGUGUUUCAAUUACUGGUUUUGGGUGCCGCUGGUGGCUCCACUUCUUGGAGGCAUUUUGGGGUCUUUCAUGUACUUGAUCUUCAUCCAUUGGCAACUACCUGACCCAGAGCCUUCUGGGAACCAGCUCACAUCCUCCAAUAUUGCUGAAAACAUCAAGGGAGAGGGCUUCAAGUGGGAAAAAGCUGAGGAGUUGAAGACAACACAUCUCUAACUGUAAUGAAAUUGUGUCUGAUAAGAACAUGCUGCAUUUAACACAGACAACGAAAAAGCUUUAAUCUGGUUGGUUGAUAGUAUUUCAGCUGUUAAGGUACAUUCACAUCUCAUGAUUUUCAAUUUUUUUUUUCUUUAAGGAGUCAAUUCUUUUCAGGAACUGCUCCAAAUUCAUGAUUAAUUUAUAGCAGCUUCUGCAGUUCAUAGAAAAAAAUGUUGCUUGUAAAUUUACAUCUCUUACAUGUAACUUCUAACCAGUAAUGGUAUCAGUUAACAAAACUAGUGGAUAACUGAACUGUCAACAAGGAACAUCAGUUUCUGGAUGACUGAACCACCAACUCUUCAUAUUUGUAAACUCUGGCUCUGUCCUGAGAAAUUGAGCAGCUUAAGAUAAAAAAAAAAGGUAAAAUCAAUAGUUAAAAGUAUGAUCAAGUUUUGGAAACUGCAGAUUUAGAGCUUUACUCAGAGGGAGCUGAAAAUAGGUGAGUCUUCAACCUGGACUGUGUAUCAGCUGAUCUGAGGCGUUCUGGGAGUUUGUUCCAGACAUGACGAACAUAGAAGCUGAAUGCAGAUCCUCCAUGUUCUAUGUUCAUGUUCAUGUUCUUCUCCAUGCUCUGGUUCUGAGUCUGGGAACUGAUAAGAUACUGGAUCCAGACAACCUGGGGGGACUGGAAGGUUCAUACCGGGUCAGGAGGUCACUGAUGUAUUUUGGUCCUAAACCAUUCAGGUUUUUUUUUGUUUUUUUUAGUUUAGUUUAUUUUGCACAUAAAACAUAACAGCAAAAAAACAAAGGUCAAAUGAAGCAUUGUGCAGGAGAGGUGGAAGCCAAAAAGGCUUAUGAAAAUGCCUCCCCUUUAUAAAACAAAUAUAAACAACAAUAACAACAGCAAAAGCAAAAACACAAUAUAGAAAUAGAUAAUAUAAGACAGAAAAAGACAAUUUAACACGAAAAAGAAAAACACUACUGAAUUAUUGAAAGAUGGAAAAAAAUGAAGGAAAUGCAGUAUAAUUGCAUGAAAAAAAGUACAAUUCAAAAACUCCAGAUGUGUUUCUGAUCUUAACUAAAAAAUGAUUUUUUCAAGUGUUUUUUGAACAAAGCCAGUGAAGAUAUUGAUUUUAGUGAUGUAGGUAAAUUGUUCCAUAGCGACGGUCCUCUGUAUUUUAAAGUGCGUUGAUUGUGUGAAGUCCGGCAUAAAGGAAGGUGAAAGUUCUUUGAGUGUCGUGUCUGAUAUGAAUGGAUGUCUGAGGAAAACUUAAAAAAAUUCUGGAAGCUGAGUGGCAGGUCAUGAGAUGAAUAUACAAACGUAUACAUAAACACACAGGUUUGAUAGGUAUUCACAUUGAAGACAGAUAACAAAUUAUAUUUUCUAAAAAGAAAAUUGGAAGAUUCUGUUUUUUUGGCAAAAGUAACCAUUCUCAAAAAUGUCUUUUGGGCUAUCAGGAUCUUAUUGAGAAAGGUAGGACGUGUAGCUGCCCAUACAGAAUUACAAUACACAAUAUAUGGAUAAAUUAAAUCAUAAUAACAAGUUUCAUCACCACCCCUCCUAAUGGGGAGGAGCUAACUCAGAGCUUUAUAGACCAGCAUCAGAGCUUUAAAGUCUAUCGUCUGACGGACAGGCAGCCAGUGUUAAGACCUCAGAGCAGGACUGAUGUGGUCCACUUUUUUGGUCUUAGUGAGGACUCGAGCGGCAGAGUUCUGAAUGACGUUAGGUAGACCUGUAAAGAUGCUGUUACAAUAAUCAAGCUACUAAAGAUGAAUGCAGGCCCUGCAGAGACGUCAGGUCUUUAAAAUGUAGGUCUGGGUCCACCACUACUCCCAGAUUCCUGGCCUGGUUGGUAGGCUUAACUGGCUUCACUUCUAAGUCACCUUACAUUCACAUAUUGAACUAAUUAACAGAAAUCAACACAAUAUUGUACCUCAUUGGCUGCAUUAACUCCAAGGGAAUAAAGAUGAUUUUCUCCA
Molecule: messenger RNA, 3028 nt
Organism: Cololabis saira (Pacific saury)
Lineage: Eukaryota; Metazoa; Chordata; Actinopteri; Beloniformes; Belonidae
Gene: aqp10a
Product: aquaporin 10a
Exons: 7
Coding region: 170-1066 (298 amino acids)
Biological process (GO): glycerol transmembrane transport; water transport
Cellular component (GO): plasma membrane; basolateral plasma membrane
Molecular function (GO): urea transmembrane transporter activity; water channel activity; glycerol channel activity
Source: RefSeq, a predicted model, not a curated record